This is a messenger RNA of Cucurbitaria berberidis CBS 394.84, 954 nucleotides long. RefSeq lists its product as uncharacterized. The record is from RefSeq and is a predicted model, not a curated record. Bases 1 to 954 code for a protein of 317 amino acids. The transcript is spliced from 2 exons. NCBI's taxonomy places the organism in Eukaryota, Fungi, Ascomycota, Dothideomycetes, Pleosporales, Cucurbitariaceae.
AUGUCUUCUGAAAAGUCCCUAAAAAUCGGUGUCAUAGGCCCAGCAGGCUUUGGAGGAUCAUACCUCGCGGUCGAACUCCUAAAUCGCGGCCACACUGUCAUCGGAAUCUCGCGCAACCCGCAAAAGCUCGGCAAGCACGAGCGAUACAUCCCACGACCCGUAGACAUAGACGCAACAUCAAUUGAAGAGCUAGCACGGAGCUUUGAUGGUGUCGAUGUCUUGGUCUCAGAGUACGGACCGCACACGGCCGGUGCUGGGGCGCUGCAAUAUAUGCCAUUCCUCGAAACAGUUCGUAAGCUGAUCCUCGCCUACAAAGUCUCUUCAGCAAACUACUUCCUCUUUGUUGGUGGCGCAGGCUCCUUGCAUGUCCCCGGUACAUUAACCUGCUGUGUCGACCAUCCAGACUUCUUCCUUGCAUACCGCCGCGCAAUCUCCACGUCGCUCGCACACAUAGCGUACAUGGAGGAGCGGCUCGGGAUCAUGGGCACGAGCCUGCGUGCCUAUCGUGAAGCUCGGAUCGCUGAGGCGAAAGGAUCAGCGACCGAGGAAGAAAAGCGUGUGAUUAGGGAGUAUGAAGACUCUAUCAAGAAGCAGGACAAGGCGAGUGAUUUCAUCAAGGCGGGUCGCACGGCGUAUAUGUUUUUUGAUGGGAAUGAGAGCUUUCGAUGGAGCUUCGUGAGCCCUAGCGCCCUGUAUCGACCUGGUAGACGAACUGGAAACUACGAAAUUAGUAUUGACGAUAUGGCGCUGAAUGGCGAGCGGCAUGAGGGUAAGGAUAUCUUCGAAGGGAGAUUGACGGGCAUCAGUGUGGCAGAUAUGGCGAUUGCGAUUGCAGAUGAGGUCGAGCAGCAGAAGUUGGUAUGGAAACAUUGGAGUGCUUGGGGUGAUAUUAGUGAGGACUUACCUGCACCAGCGUAUGUGAGUUUGGAUGCUGUAGAGGGAGGGAGUCGGUAG